UUUGUUGUUAUUUCGCUUGACGUGUUUGGGAAAACUGGCGUGAUACAGAACUAAAACUUUUAGUUUUUCGGAUUCAAGAUGGGUGCGUUGGGCUCAAUUUUUAAAAAAAAAGAUCCGCGGACACCUAUAAAAGGACCUUUACCGAGGAUAAAGAAUAUCUUUACAGUACAUUUUAGAGGAUUGAUUGGUGUUAUAGUGCCGAUAGCUCUUUUAUCGUGGCAACCAUCAAAAGGACAGAAUGAUAUUACUGUGAUGUGCCUUUGGUUCUGGAUGGCUUGGUUCUUUUUACUGCAACCAGUUAAUGUUCCCGUGGUUGGAUUAAUUCCAUUAUUCCUGCUUCCUAUGGCAGGAGUCAUGUCUACCGUGGACACUUGCACGAGCUAUUUUGACGAUAACGUGGCUCUAUUUAUUUUGGCUGGUAUGAUCCAUCUACUGUUGAACAGUUGCGGUGCAGACCGACGUAUAAUAUUGUGGUUGCUAUGUUCAGGAGACAGCUGUCAGUUCUCUGGAAAAAGAAUGGUACUAAAGGCCAGUGCUGCAGCUUUUUUCAUGUCAAUAAUAAGCAAUAGGCUUAUUGUGACGUCUACUAUCAUUCAGUACUUGACGCCUGCUUACAUGAAUUUACAGUCCUCUACAGCUAAAUACAGAUCUACUGAGCCAGACUACGAUGUUAUGCGUCAUAUUGUUCUAUGUGCUGUACAAACUGCUUCUUCUAUAGGGAGUGUAGCUGUUUUGCAUGCAUCGUUUGCUACGUUGGCUAUGCGCGCUAUUUGGAGUAGACAUCCACCUAAAGGCGAAGAAUUCCCGGAUAUAUUUAACUACUUGCAGUACACCUGUUUCGCGUUCCCCUUGGCUUUCCUGAUGUUUAUAUUCAACUUCAUCUACCACAUGUUGCUAAUAAAUUAUGUAUUAGGCAAACCAAUGAGCGGAAAUAGUAUGGCUCAAAUGAGGAAUAUGCUGUUAGAACAGGAAAAAACAGCAAAACCUAGUUUAUCGACUUAUCAAAAGUGGUGCAUCUUCUUUUAUUUCGGAUAUCUGGCGAUGUGCAUGUUCCGAUGGAGUGAUUGGCUAAACAUGGGAUGGUCUGGAUUUAAAAAGGUCGUACCAGAAGUACCACUUAUUAAAGAUGCCACAGUAGCUGCUAUCUUUGUCGUUGGAUUACACGUCUUGCCGAAAUCAUUUUUGUUCAUGAACUAUUUGACAGCCAGAACUAAAUCAGAUAUAGGAGAGGUCCUCAAACCAGAUUCCCCAGUUAUGUGGUGGCGAUAUGUGGAUAAAAAUACUAAUUACGGUUACAUUUUCUUGAUUGGUGGAGGCAUAGCGUUAAAUACUGCCUUUCGAGUUAGUAAGGCUAACGAAAUUAUAACUAAACACGCAAAAUCAUUAACUGGUAUGGAUUGGAAUGCUGCAGUGUUUGUUAUAAGUGUCAUAGCGACUUUGCUUCCCAAUGUGAUGACCGGUGUAGCAGCCGUUUGCACGUUUCUACCUUUCGUUUUGCACAUGGCAACACCAACCACGACGUUACGGGACGACACAGAAGUGAAUCCUUGGACUAACAACAACUAUUUAGCUGCACUGGCUGUUGGUAUAGGGAGCUCGCUUGGUUUUGCAGCUCCAUUUCUUUACACGCCAGCCUACUUUUGUCAUUAUACGGGAAAAGUGCCUAAAAAACAAAUGAUUAAAUAUGCCAUCGGAAGUGCUAUUAUUUGCUUCAUUAUAUUAGGAGCUGGAAUAUGUAUCAUGGGACCUAUUGUUUGGGUUUCCAAGAGUGUUGGCGUAAAAAGUUAUGCAGUCAUAACUGCUGCUGAGACUACGGCAGCUACUGAAAGCACUCCGGAAGCGUAAACGAUGCCGUGUAGAAUAAAAACUGGCAUACUACUGCCGGGUUAGCCCGCUUCCACCUUAGACUGCAUCAUCACUUACCACUAGGUGAGAUUGCAGUCAAAGGCUAACUUGUAUCUGAAUAAAAAAAGUUUUCAAGUUCCGUUUGCCCGCCCAUACUAAAUGAGAGAUUUACUUCUGGUAUGCUUUUGUAACGUUUUUAAAUUUUAAUAUCAUGAUUUCAAUAGUCUUUUGAUGGAAAUGUCUAAAUUUCAUUAAAGUGAAAGGAACACUUUGCUGUAAUAGAUAUAACAAUAGAAUCUUGAUAAUUUACUGUAAUAUGCUGUGCUUUAGGUUAUGAAUAAAGUUUUGCAUAUUUUAAGGGGAA
Messenger RNA from Maniola jurtina (meadow brown), 2209 nucleotides. Its product is annotated as protein I'm not dead yet-like. The coding region runs from base 79 to 1845 and encodes 588 amino acids. Gene Ontology annotation, cellular component: membrane. Gene Ontology annotation, molecular function: citrate transmembrane transporter activity; succinate transmembrane transporter activity. The record is from RefSeq and is a predicted model, not a curated record. The transcript has 15 exons. Lineage: Eukaryota; Metazoa; Arthropoda; Insecta; Lepidoptera; Nymphalidae. Gene Ontology annotation, biological process: monoatomic anion transmembrane transport; citrate transport.